Molecule: messenger RNA, 1737 nt
Organism: Myotis lucifugus (little brown bat)
Lineage: Eukaryota; Metazoa; Chordata; Mammalia; Chiroptera; Vespertilionidae
Gene: DNAJC9
Product: DnaJ heat shock protein family (Hsp40) member C9
Exons: 5
Coding region: 329-1105 (258 amino acids)
Cellular component (GO): cytoplasm; nucleus
Molecular function (GO): heat shock protein binding
Source: RefSeq, a predicted model, not a curated record
AAAGAAAGGAAAAGAUUCUGCGAUGAAGUGCCAGGUGUCUAGAGUGAGGGGAGUGGUGUCGCUGGGGAGAGGGCGUGGCGGCUCGCGCGCUACUUCCGCUUACGCCUGCUCUACUACGCCCCUCGGCACGUUGACGCUGGGCUUUCCACGCCCCAUUUUACAGCAGCCGUAAAGUGCGGUGUCGUGACCACGCCCUUUCUUGCGGCUCUUGUGACGCAGGCGCCCUGGGCUUUUUGCGCGGGAAAAGGCAGCAGUUCGGAACUAGCCGGGGCUGCUGGAACCCACUGUUUUCGCGGAGUCCGCCGCUGGCCCCGCGCCUCUGCCGGCCAUGGGGCUGCUGGAGCAGUGCGAGCAGGUGUUCGGUACCGCCGACCUUUACCGGGUGCUGGGGGUGCGGCGCGAGGCCUCGGACGGCGAGGUCCGACGCGGCUACCACAAGGUGUCCCUGCAGGUGCACCCGGACCGGGUGGGCGAGGACGACAAGGAGGGUGCCACCCGCCGCUUCCAGAUCCUCGGGAAAGUCUACUCCGUCCUGAGUGACAAGGAGCAGAGGGCCGUGUACGACGAGCAGGGGACCGUGGACGAGGACUCGGAUGUGCUCAGCCAGGAUCGGGACUGGGAGACGUAUUGGAGGUUACUCUUUAAAAAGAUAUCUCUAGAAGACAUUCAAGCUUUUGAAAAGACAUACAAAGGUUCUGAAGAAGAGCUGGCUGAUAUUAAACAGGCCUAUCUGGACUUCAAAGGGGACAUGGGUCAGAUCAUGGAGUCGGUGCUGUGCGUGCAGUACACGGACGAACCCAGGAUAAGGAACCUUAUUCAGCAAGCCAUUGACGCUGGAGAAGUCCCAUCCUAUAAGGCCUUUGUCAAAGAAUCGAAGCAAAAGAUGAAUGCUAGGAAAAGGAGGGCCCAGGAAGAGGCUAAAGAAGCAGAAAUGAGCAGGAAGGAGUUAGGACUUGAUGAAGAUAAUUUGAAAGCACUCAUUCAGAACAGACAAAAGGAUCGGCAAAAGGAAAUGGACAAUUUUCUGGCUCAGAUGGAAGCAAAGUACUGCAAACCUUCCAAAGGAGGAGGGAAAAAAACAGCUCUCAAGAAAGAAAAGAAAUAAUGGAAUUUUCUCUUCAAAGGUCGUUAGGGGUUAAUUAGUGCCAUUGUAGGAAAGGUAAAGUCAAGAUCUGAAGACAAAAGUCAAUUCAACCCUUGAGAAAAAUUCUCUUCCACCUAAACUAUUCAGAUUGAGAAUGUAAACCAGUCUCUCAACCUGAUCUUCUAUCCUAGAAAUCCCCUGACAUUCUGUGAAUUUUAGUCCUCCUGUGAAGGAAUUUGGUGAUGGUCAUUGAGGAAAGAGGGGGAGGUUGGUAUACUUCUGACAGCACUUGCUUCUGUGGAUCUUUUGUACAAGGAACUUUACCUAGAAUGUGGAUCUGUCCAUACUUCCGUUACCAGCUGUCAUUUUGCCACAAGAAUGAGCUGCAGAGUAUUCAGAGCGAUGUGUGUGUUUAUUAGAACAAGUACGCUACCUGGCUAGAAUGUCCUCAGAACACUUGCUGGACAUUGUCUUCUAAAUACUUGACAGUGCUUUCAGUCUUAAAACUCUUGAAUACAUCCUCUCUUUUUGUUUUUGUUUUUUUACUCAAACAGGUUUUUGUACUCUGCUUCAAGUAUAGGAGAAACAGAUGUUCACAUUACUUCAAGCAUCUUUAUGACUUAAUACAUGAUUAAACUAAACAAGUAAAAAAU